AUUUACACAGACUGGGCCAACCAUUACCUGAGUAAGUCUCGCAGUAAAAGACACAUUACAGACCUGCAGCAUGACCUGAGUGAUGGAGUGUUGCUGGCAGAGGUCAUCGAGGUUAUUACCAGUACGGAAAUUACAGACAUCAAAUUCAAACCGAAAACUUCAGCUCAGAUG
Messenger RNA from Candidula unifasciata, 171 nucleotides. NCBI's taxonomy places the organism in Eukaryota, Metazoa, Mollusca, Gastropoda, Stylommatophora, Geomitridae. The record is from the annotation of a GenBank genome assembly.